AUAAAACAAACAGAAAGAACCCAACAAAAAUCAACGGAAAUUUGUGAAGAUCUCAAGCCAGGCAAUCAACUAACUUUUAAUGUGUAACAAUUUUGAAACAAGAUUAUUAACAAAAUCAGAAGCAGCAGCGGAUCGAAAAAAAUCAGCAACGAAGAUAAAACAACAAAUUGAAGAACAGCGAACGACUUGUCGCUGAUAGGCAAAUCCAUAAAGCGCCGCAUCAGCUGCAAUUUAGCGAUAAGCUGUAUCUGUCAGUGGGAAUAGAGGGAAGAACGCCUCAAGCUGACGCCGACACCGACUAAGAUGUCAACGGAGCGGGAGCUGGCUGGCGGACCAGCCCAGCUCCAUACGCUACCGUUUCCCCCAGAUCUGGGCACCUCAUUGCAACUGAACACAGCGGUGGGCAUUAUUGGCAAGGUUUAUGAGUCACAGUGGACCACCUCCUCGCCCACGCGGCCUCAGAGCCCCUCUCAGGCGCAGACUAGCUUCGACACGCUCACAUCACCGCCAGCGCCCGGUUCUUCGGUAAAUCCCACCGCUGUGACCAGUCCGAGUGCUCAGAAUGUUGCUGCAGGGGGUGCCACGGUUGGUGGUGCCGCGGCUGCGGCUGCUGCUCAAGUGGCGUCUGCAUUGGGGACCACGGGCGUUUCGGCGGCGAUUGCUGCGGCAGCGGCAUCGCCCACAACGCAGCCAGAUAUGCCCGUCUUCACGUGCCCGCGACGACCAAAUCUGGGAAGGGAGGGCAGGCCGAUAGUGCUGCGUGCGAAUCACUUUCAGGUGACAAUGCCACGCGGCUUCGUGCAUCACUAUGACAUCAAUAUACAGCCGGACAAGUGCCCGCGCAAGGUGAAUCGCGAGAUCAUCGAGACUAUGGUGCAGGCCUACAGCAAGAUCUUUGGGGUGUUGAAGCCAGUUUUUGAUGGACGUAACAAUUUGUAUACACGGGAUCCCCUGCCCAUUGGCAAUGAACGACUGGAGCUGGAGGUAACGCUGCCCGGCGAGGGCAAGGACCGCAUCUUUCGUGUGACGAUUAAGUGGCAGGCGCAAGUGUCGCUCUUCAAUCUGGAGGAGGCUCUGGAGGGGCGCACCCGCCAAAUUCCCUAUGAUGCUAUCUUAGCGCUUGAUGUGGUCAUGCGACAUUUGCCUAGCAUGGCGUAUACUCCAGUUGGACGCAGUUUCUUUAGUUCACCGGACGGCUACUAUCAUCCCUUGGGUGGUGGUCGCGAAGUCUGGUUUGGUUUCCAUCAGAGCGUGCGGCCAUCUCAGUGGAAAAUGAUGCUCAACAUUGAUGUUUCGGCUACUGCUUUCUACAAGGCUCAACCUGUCAUCGAUUUUAUGUGCGAGGUUUUGGACAUUCGCGACAUUAACGAACAGCGCAAACCGCUCACCGAUUCGCAGCGCGUUAAGUUCACAAAGGAAAUUAAAGGACUUAAAAUUGAAAUCACGCACUGUGGUCAAAUGCGUCGGAAAUAUCGCGUCUGCAAUGUGACCCGUCGACCAGCUCAAAUGCAAUCCUUCCCACUGCAACUGGAGAAUGGACAAACCGUCGAGUGCACUGUGGCCAAGUACUUUUUGGAUAAGUAUCGCAUGAAGCUGCGCUACCCGCAUUUGCCCUGCCUGCAGGUGGGUCAGGAGCACAAGCACACCUAUCUACCACUUGAGGUGUGCAACAUUGUGGCUGGACAACGUUGCAUCAAAAAGCUGACAGACAUGCAGACGUCGACCAUGAUCAAAGCGACUGCACGCUCGGCGCCUGAUCGUGAGCGUGAGAUUAACACUCUGGUGAAGCGUGCGGACUUCAACAAUGAUCCCUAUGUGCAGGAGUUUGGGCUAACCAUCUCCAAUUCCAUGAUGGAGGUGCGUGGCCGGGUUUUGCCACCACCAAAGCUUCAAUAUGGGGGACGUAUGUCGUCGGGGAUCACCGGACAACAGCUAUUGCCGCCACAGAAUAAGGUGAGCCUGGCAUCUCCAAAUCAAGGCGUUUGGGACAUGCGUGGCAAGCAGUUCUUCACGGGUGUCGAGAUCAGAAUUUGGGCGAUUGCCUGCUUCGCACCACAGCGCACAGUCCGCGAGGAUGCCUUGCGGAACUUUACGCUGCAACUGCAAAAGAUCUCCAAUGAUGCUGGCAUGCCCAUCAUUGGACAGCCCUGCUUCUGCAAGUAUGCCACGGGGCCGGAUCAAGUGGAGCCCAUGUUCCGUUAUUUGAAGAUCACUUUCCCUGGACUGCAACUGGUAGUUGUUGUCCUGCCGGGCAAGACACCAGUCUACGCCGAGGUCAAACGUGUGGGCGACACGGUCCUUGGCAUGGCCACGCAGUGUGUCCAGGCCAAGAACGUGAACAAGACCUCGCCACAGACGCUCUCGAAUCUGUGCCUCAAGAUCAAUGUUAAGCUGGGCGGCAUUAACUCGAUUCUGGUGCCAUCCAUACGGCCCAAGGUCUUCAAUGAGCCCGUCAUUUUCCUGGGGGCCGAUGUCACCCAUCCCCCCGCAGGCGACAACAAGAAACCAUCGAUAGCCGCUGUGGUUGGCUCAAUGGAUGCGCAUCCCUCGCGCUAUGCGGCCACGGUGCGUGUGCAACAGCACCGCCAGGAGAUCAUACAGGAGCUGAGCAGCAUGGUGCGGGAAUUGUUGAUCAUGUUCUACAAAUCCACUGGCGGCUAUAAGCCGCAUCGUAUCAUACUCUACCGCGACGGCGUCUCCGAGGGCCAGUUCCCACACGUGCUGCAGCACGAGCUGACCGCUAUACGCGAGGCGUGCAUCAAAUUGGAGCCGGAAUACAGGCCAGGCAUUACAUUCAUUGUCGUCCAGAAGCGCCAUCACACGCGACUCUUCUGCGCCGAGAAACGCGAGCAGAGCGGCAAAUCGGGCAAUAUACCAGCGGGCACCACCGUCGACGUUGGCAUCACCCAUCCCACAGAGUUUGAUUUCUACUUGUGCAGCCAUCAGGGCAUCCAGGGCACCAGUCGUCCUUCUCACUACCAUGUGCUCUGGGACGACAACCACUUUGAUUCCGAUGAGCUGCAAUGCCUUACCUAUCAGCUGUGCCACACCUAUGUCCGGUGCACGCGGUCUGUGAGCAUCCCCGCGCCAGCCUACUACGCCCAUCUGGUUGCCUUCCGAGCCAGAUACCACCUGGUUGAAAAGGAGCACGAUUCCGGCGAAGGAUCACAUCAAAGCGGCUCAUCCGAAGAUCGUACGCCCGGGGCCAUGGCACGCGCCAUAACGGUUCAUGCCGACACGAAGAAGGUCAUGUACUUUGCCUAAGCAGUUAAAAGGAUGAAGCAAAACCAAAACCACACAACAUCAAAAGAACAACAAUACAACAGCAACACCAACAUCAACAACAAUGAGCACUGAAAUUUCGAAAAUAAUUCGAAUAAGCAAAACAUGAAGAAAAUAUGUACGAAAGCCAAGUCGAAAUCAUUAGAGGAUAAUUUCAAAAUGAUGUUUUUAUAUAUUUAAGUUAAAGGAAAGCCAAUAUAUUAGCUUUUAGGCCACACACACACAAAUACACAAUCAACACCCACACGCCAAAAUCGUAGGGAUUAGAAAAAACAAAAGGGAAUCGAAUGUUUAUGCACAAGCAGACGCAACAAAUGUGAAUGAGAAUUCUCAAAAUAACAAACAAAAUUUAUAAUAAAAAGCGUAGCGAAACAAACUAAAGGGAACAAACGAAAGUCAAAUAUAACAACAACAACAACAGCUGAAACAACAACACACAUUUGCGAUGAACUUUUGUAAUAGGAUUAAUUAUAUUUUUACACAAGAAGAAACAAAAAACAAAAACAAAGUUUAAAAAACGUGCAGACAAAGUGCAGACAACCAAAGGUUUUUUAGUAUAUCAAAACAUGAAACAAGUUGCUGAUUCAAACACAAACACACAAGACACAUACAACACGUUACAACAACAACUCUGAAUUCUCUGUACUGUGAACGAAGACCACCAACAAAAGCUUAAAAACUAAAAAAUUAA
This is a messenger RNA of Drosophila arizonae, 3973 nucleotides long. It is a transcript of the gene AGO1, whose product is annotated as protein argonaute-1. Gene Ontology annotation, molecular function: RNA binding; protein binding. Lineage: Eukaryota; Metazoa; Arthropoda; Insecta; Diptera; Drosophilidae. The record is from RefSeq and is a predicted model, not a curated record.